UCUAGGCAAACGAUCCACAGAAAGGAGACCGUGCACAGAGAUAGGCAGCAUGACAAGCUGUGUGUUUUCUAAUAGCGAUAUCCAUGCCAAUAAAUAACAAAGUUCAUCGGAGCCCUGCCAGUGCCUCUAACGUGCGACUGCGCUGCCAUAUGGCUCCGUGCUGCUUCUGAAGCAGGCAGUAUCCGUUCGGGUGGGAACCGAAGCGGAGGCUCCGUGCUGGAUGCUGCUUUGCAAGCGGUUUGGAGGAAGAACAGAUCUCUUUCCACUGCACCGGGGGAAUAAAUAUUAGAGCAGCAGCUUGCUCACCUGGGAUAAAUGCUGGGUCAGGAUUUAGGAAACACUUGGUUUCUGACUCUGUCUAUAGAACAACUCACUUUAUAGCUUGGGGCAAGUUACAUUAGUCCACGCUAGAAAGGUUUCCCAUUAAAAUGAUUGUGUGUCUAGCUGAACGGAUUCGGUGUCUUAGUUAUUCCUGACGCAAAGUUACGUCCCUACAAAUCUAAGAGGAUUCAGGCUCCACUAGUUUAGUUUGUUUCUGUCAAAUUUUUACGUAAAAUAAAAGCCACGCUACUUGCCAACCCAGCAGAGCUGCCUCACAAGGGCUGCUUCCGACGGGUGUAUUUAGCCAGCUCCGCGAUCACCAGGUAGCAUUUACAUUAUUGAUAGGGCAUGGCUGCGAGCAGGCUGCUCUCAGAGGGCAGAGCCUGAAUUCACCUGUUCGCUAUUACUCGAGUUGCUUAGAGAUCACAAACACCCCAGCCUCGAGAUGUGUGGCUGCAGAGCAAGUGUGCUCGGCACGAAGCAGUACUCGAUCAAUCAGCCAGCUUCUGCUUCCACCAAAAAAAGCCCUUUGGCUACAGGAGGCAUGCCCAAGCCCAUACCUAUAGCCAAGCAGCUGGCAUCAAUAAAAGCUCUAGGAAAAGGCUCAGAACUUGAAAAAGCUUUUGCUACAGCAGCUUUGGUGUAUAACAACUCUGCUGAUCCUGAGGGCAAGCUUAGCAAAGCUGAAACCAAAAGCUUGCUGCAAACCCAGUUUUGGGGUUUCAUACAGGGCCAAGAAAACAAACCAAAAUACCAGGAAAUAAUUUCUGCCCUGGAUGAGGAGUCAGAGAACAAAAUUGAUUUUGAAGAUUUCAUGAUCUUGUUAGUCAGUCUCACUCUAAUGUCUGACCUGCUGCAGGAGAUCAAAAAUAUGAAAACCACAAAAUGAUCAGUGCUUUUAAAGAAGAAAUGGCUCGGCACUUUCUAAGGGAAGCAGGAGUGAACCACACACAGAGAUAACACCAAGUGCCUGGAUACCCUGUGCUUGUCCUUUUUAAAUGGA
Molecule: messenger RNA, 1324 nt
Organism: Athene cunicularia (burrowing owl)
Lineage: Eukaryota; Metazoa; Chordata; Aves; Strigiformes; Strigidae
Gene: SNTN
Product: sentan, cilia apical structure protein
Exons: 4
Coding region: 767-1210 (147 amino acids)
Molecular function (GO): calcium ion binding; transition metal ion binding
Source: RefSeq, a predicted model, not a curated record